Bradysia coprophila is the source of this 3158-nucleotide messenger RNA. RefSeq lists its product as uncharacterized. Gene Ontology annotation, cellular component: extracellular matrix. The record is from RefSeq and is a predicted model, not a curated record. Gene Ontology annotation, biological process: proteolysis. Lineage: Eukaryota; Metazoa; Arthropoda; Insecta; Diptera; Sciaridae. Gene Ontology annotation, molecular function: serine-type endopeptidase activity; protein binding.
CAACUGAUAUAUAGUACACCAUUGAGAGAUCAGAUUAAUCAAGUCCCUCUUUGGAGGUUUUUUGUCCAUAUGAAUUGUGGAACAAAUAGACCGGGCUUACUUUUCCACGAUUUUGCUCACAGAAUGGCAACUUCGCAUACCAUUAAUUACGUACUCAUCAUACUCGUUGCUGUUGCAUUUCGAGACCAUGCAUGUAGCCUGGAAUGUGGAAGUGUCUAUAUUGUUCGUGACCUUAUGCGCGGUGGAAAUGCUGUGCUGCGAAACGAAUGGCCUUUUAUUGUAGCUGUGUAUGAAGUGAAUCCAAUAAAAUACAUUUGUGGCGGAACAUUAAUAUCAAACCGGCACAUUCUAACAGCUGCACACUGUAUCCACCGACGACAUUCCAACGUGAAAUUGUCUGCAGAUGAUAUCAAAGUGCGGCUCGGGGCAUACAAUCUUACUGUCGAAAGCGAAAUAGGAACUGUAAAUCGAAACAUUUCUGCCGUUUUUGUGAAUCCCGAUUGGAAGCCAGAUGCAGACAGGUUUGAUGCGGACUUGGCCAUUCUAGUUCUUAGCGAAAAUGUUACCUUUUCAAUUUACAUUCAGCCGAUUUGCAUUCCGACCAACGAUGUCGUUAUAGACGGAGCAGUGAUUGAUGUGAACGGUACUGUUGUGGGAUGGGGCUUAGCGGAUGACACGCGUCACGAAGAGGUUCCCCGAAAAAUUGUCGCAACGGCAUUAACAAAUUCGUUGUGUUACAGAAGUGAGCCCAGUAUCGUUAAGUCGACGUCAUUUCGUUCGUUUUGUGCUAGGGGUCAAGAUGGAACGCCGAAUAAGGGCGAUUCUGGAGGGGGAUUUUUCGUGCUCUCCAAAUCGUCUUGGGUGCAAUAUGGGAUCGUGUCGGCAAUUCAUGCCAGCACCAAACAAUUUUCAAUUUACACAAAUUUGAAAGCUUUUAAACGCUUCAUUGUUGAAACGGUUACCGAAACAGGUGGUGAGAUAGGCGAAUCCACCAUGAAAGUCCAUUUGAAUUGUACGUACAGUAAUAGUGACGACGGCAACUACACAUGCAGUUUUAAUAAAUUGGAGGUACGUUACGAACAUAACGAGAUUGAUAAAGUCGAUGGAGUGCAUGGAACUGGGAAUGGAAAUGAGAACGUUGGUUCGAUUGAAUUCAAUAGUGGAUUCAUGUUCACCCUCCCAGAUGGUUUAGGAAGAGUGUUUGAAAAUGUGAAAACAAUUCGAAUUGGAAAUUCAAAUUCGUCGUUGGGAUUGAGAAGGAUAUGGCGAUCAAGCUUAACAAAUUUGAAGGGUUUGCUGGUUCUGGAUGUCAAGCGAAAUGAAAUUGAGUUGCUGGAUGAGGACUGUCUCUGGGAUCUACCAAGCUUGGAAAUAUUUCGGCUAGUAGACAAUGAGCUGAAAGAAUUGCAUGAACUCACGUUCGAUAAAAACAAACAAUUAACUGAAGUCCAUCUCAGUGGUAACAGACUGGAAACACUGCCGAAAAGAUUAUUCGCAAGCAAUCAGUUGUUGAACUACAUAGAUUUGGAGAACAAUUCGUUGAGGAUUAUUGACGAACAGAUUUUUAUGAUGAACAGACAUGUGCUAAUAAUCGAUUUGUCGUCGAAUCGAUUAGAAAGUCUGCCCCGCGAUUUGUUCAAACAUAAUUUCUUCUUGUCAUCGUUAUCGUUGUACAAUAAUUCAUUAACGACCAUAGACGAACAAAUGUUCCACAGAAAUUUACGUCUCGACAAAGUGUAUUUGUCUGCGAAUCGAUUGAUCGAGUUGCCUAAAAAUUUGUUCAGAAGUUGUGAGUUAUUGGAACAGGUUUUUUUGGAUCAGAAUUCAUUAACGUCGAUCGAUGAGACAUUGUUCGAUAAAAAUGUUAUGUUGACGACAAUCUACAUUUCAUCGAAUCGAUUGGAAUAUCUUCCGAAAAAUAUGUUCAAGAACAAUUCAGCUUUACAAUUACUGGCAGUCGGUAACAAUAUGUUCCGAACAUUGGACGAAAAUAUCUUCCAAAUGAAUGAAGAGAUCAGACAGAUUAAUUUUGCAUUUUGUCGGUUGGAAUACUUACCGAGCGAUUUGUUAAAAAAUAAAUUUUUCAUCAGAUCUGUUAAUUUUGGAAGUAAUUCUCUGACCGAAAUACCCGAGCCAAUUUUCCACAGGAUCCUUCUACUUCGAACAGUUCUUUUACAGUUCAAUAAACUGGAAUCGUUACCGAAAUCUCUGUUUCGUAAUAAUGCUUUGUUACAGGAUGUCUUCGUGGACAACAACCGUUUGAAGACGUUAGACGAAAAAACUUUCGAAAGGAACCUCAAAUUGAAGGUAGUCUCUCUGGGAUCGAAUCGAUUGGAACAUCUGCCCCAAAAUUUAUUUACAAAUAAUUUGGAUAUCGUGAGUGUGAACAUUUCUGACAAUUGUUUGCUGUACAUUGAUGCGGAUUUGUUUGCAACAAACCUCAAUCUCAAAUAUGUUGGAAUUUCAUCUAAUCGACUCGAAUCGUUACCGACACCAUUAUUCCGAAACAAUUCGCGUUUGAAGAUCAUUGAUAUUCAUAACAAUUCAUUGGCGACAAUUGACGAAAGCAUUUUCGAGACAAACGUGAGACUUACUUACGUUGGACUAUCGACAAACCAUUUGGUAGCUUUACCAAAGAAUUUAUUCAAAAAUAAUUUGGUGCUGGAGAGAAUUUCAUUGUUUGGAAAUUCAUUGAAAACAAUAGACGAGCGAAUUUUCGCAAUGAAUCCUAAUCUUAAAACCGUUCUGCUAACAUCGAACCAAUUGGAAUAUUUGCCGAGUAAUUUAUUCAACAGCAAUGCAUUACUGGAGGAAGUUCAUUUCAAACGGAAUCUUUUGCGAAUUGUCGAUAUUGACUUUAAGCAACUGGGCCACAUAAAUGUAAUUGAAAUGUCCAACAAUACAUGCAUCGAUGCAAUCUACAGCAAUAAAGUCGAUACAUCUAAAUACUUUACCAAUCAUUUUAGAAAUGUAACGAAAUUUCAAGAAUUGCUCAAAACGAACUGUAGUCUGACUUAGACCUAGAAAAUAUAGGAGUUCACCUCUAACUCCAUUAGUAGCUUGUCGUCUUUGAAAAUCGUUAAAUAUACGAGGAGAACAGAAUUGUUGAGCAAUUUUUAUUAACAUGCUUUUGAUUUCCCUAGAGUCGAAAGUGGCUU